GUUGGCGCACUGUAUAAAAGUUUCCGCGCGCCACCCAAGCGCAUUCAGUAGUAGCGCAAGCGAGCGGGAACGCGUAACCGCGUGGCGUUUUUGGUCUGCGGCUUUUGUACAGUGCAAUAUAUACGUAAUACGCAAAACGGUUCAGUGUGGAGCGAAGUAGUGGUAACAGGAAGUGAAUUCAAAGUGUUUCAAUUUUGCCUCCUCUGUUGUUUGUUAUAGUGGAAAGAUGUGGAACAGCAUCACUGUCAGCGGGUUGGUGCUCGUGGCCGCGCUUGCCACAUUGUGUCAUGGAGCGUGCGAUGAACCGUGCCCGGUGCCGCCAAAGCAUUACGCCGAGCUUGGCUGCAAACCAAUCCUCGAGGAAGGUCAGUGUUGCCCGAAAAGAUACCAGUGCCCCGAGUUGACCGAUCGCGAUGGAAACAAAUGCUACUUCAAUGGCAACAUUUAUCCGGCCGGCGCCAAGCUAGCCCCGGCCGAACAGGAAAUUCACUCCUGCUCGCCUGCCUGCUUCUGCUCCAACCACACCGCACCGGCAACGUUCCGUUGCGCCAGCAUCGAUUGUUUCGAGUUUUUCGAACCGACGAAAGAGGACUGCAUCCACCAGUACACGCUGCACGGGUGCUGCGCGGAAAAGAGCGUUUGCGGUGCGGACAAGCUGGCCAAGCUCGCCCAGUGCUAUCUGGACGGCCGGCAGUAUUACGAGGGCCAGCGGAUGUACCCGAAGGAGGAGUCGUGCAAGUUUUGCUACUGCAAGCCCGGCUUCGACAACAGCACGGUCGGGGCGGACAAUCCGAACUGCUACGAGACGCAGUGCGGGCUGGAGCUGCACGCCGGCGAUCGGAUCGCGAUGGGCUGCAUACCGAUCUACUUCGGCAACCAUCGGUGCUGCCCAAUCUCGUGGAAGUGCCCAUCCGACAGCGAUGAGGUGAUUGUCGAGGGACGCAUCGAGCAGGACGAUGACGCCCAGCCCGAACCGGCCAUGCAAUGUAAGUUCGGCAAGCUGACGCUGAACAAAGGGGACGGCGUGAGCAGCGACGACAAGUGUGUGGAGUGCAAGUGCACGGUACCACCGCUAGCCCACUGUAUUCAGCGGGAGGAUUGCUAGAGCGGAACGGGGGCCACGAUUAGUGUUAGGUUAUUUUUUAAAGUAAUUAUUUAAAUUUUGUCACCAGAGAGAACGCAAGGAAGGGAAAGAAAAGAAGAGAAGGGAAGAGUAGAGCGUCGAACAUCGUGUACUUAAUAAGCGCGGCGUGAAGGCUGUGUGGAGUUUUUUUUGUUUCGAAUAAACCAUGAUCGUUUUAA
Molecule: messenger RNA, 1302 nt
Organism: Anopheles merus
Lineage: Eukaryota; Metazoa; Arthropoda; Insecta; Diptera; Culicidae
Exons: 5
Coding region: 227-1105 (292 amino acids)
Source: RefSeq, a predicted model, not a curated record